This is a messenger RNA of Xyrauchen texanus (razorback sucker), 5084 nucleotides long. RefSeq names its product potassium voltage-gated channel subfamily H member 6-like. Gene Ontology annotation, molecular function: inward rectifier potassium channel activity. The transcript is spliced from 16 exons. Gene Ontology annotation, biological process: potassium ion transmembrane transport; regulation of ventricular cardiac muscle cell membrane repolarization; membrane repolarization during action potential. Gene Ontology annotation, cellular component: membrane. NCBI's taxonomy places the organism in Eukaryota, Metazoa, Chordata, Actinopteri, Cypriniformes, Catostomidae. The coding region runs from base 447 to 3983 and encodes 1178 amino acids. The record is from RefSeq and is a predicted model, not a curated record.
UGCUCCCCUGUGAACGCAAGCGCCUAUUUCACACUGAGCCCAGCUGGACGCUCCCUCUAAAGCCGCGUUGUCCUUCAGUCGUUGUUCCAGAAGAUUUUUCGGAUGGUUUCACUGAGUAUCUUGACGCGACAUUUCUGGUGCUUUUUACACGGUGGAGGAGUUGGGAGUCGCGAAAGAGCGAGUCAUCCGCUUCACUUUCAUUCAAAUCCGUUCUAAAGCGCUCUCACAGAUAAACCUGGCAACCCAUUCGCGCUGCAAAUUCUCACUUUUGCGAGGACCCCAUCAACAUUUCCAUGUCCUUUUUGUUUAAUGCCGUGGCUAUACGCACUUUUUCACGUGUUCAAGUUCUGGCAUAUCUUACUUUUACUUUUCCUGUUGUCCUUGAAGGAAAAGAAGAUAAUAAGAGAGGCUGUGCGUAAGUGUGUUUGAUCUGACAACGCGUGAAAAUGCCUGUGCGUCGGGGACAUGUCGCUCUCCAAAACACCUAUCUGGACACCAUCAUCAGGAAAUUCGACGGACAAAAUCGUAAGUUCCUGAUAGCCAACGCUCAGAUGAAGAACUAUGGCAUUAUCUACUGCAAUGAGGGCUUCUGUCAGAUGUUCGGGUUCUCGAGGGCAGAGAUCAUGCAGCAGUCCUGCACCUGUCAGUUCUUAGUGGGGCCGGGCACUAUGAAGAGCGCACUGGCACAGCUGGCACAGGCUCUGCUCGGAUCAGAGGAGCGCAAAGUGGAGAUCCUGUACUACUCUAAGGAAGGGACAUGUAGACCUUGUUUGGUUGAUGUUGUUCCUGUAAAAAACGAGGAGGGAGUUGUUAUCAUGUUCAUCUUAAACUUCCAGGAGCUCUUAGACCCCUCCAUGAAGAAAGGUGGCAUCAAACAGCGAAUGACACACAGCUGGCUACAGGCAGGUCAAAGACGUAACAUGAGGUUGCGAAUGCCCUCUCUCCGUGUGAAACGGCAACCCUCCCUCCCGAAGGACCACUUUGAGGGAGUGGUUGUAGACUACCUACAGCCCUCUAAUGAGGAGUUUGCCUUGAAAGACAUGCAGAUGUCAUCCCAAGAAAGAUGCAUGAAGUCAGAGACCCAGGCCCUGAUUAAGCAGAACCCCUCCACAUGUGGCUUCUCCGGCCCAUUCUCACCGCCCUCAGACCGGCUAGAUCCCUGCGGACCCCCCCUCACCCACAGCCACUCCAGAGAGAGCCUGCGCCGCGCCUCCUCACUGCAUGAUAUCGACGGCAUGAGGGACCAGUGGAAUGAUCUGAAGCCCAGUAAUCUAAACUCCACUUCAGAUUCUGAUUUGAUGCGGCACCGCGCCAUUGGCCGGAUUCCGCAAGUGACGUUAUCAUUUGGCUCGGACCGGCUCAGACCCCCCUCGCCCACUGAAAUCGAGAUCAUUGCACCCAGCAAGAUUAAAGAUCGCACACAGAACGUCUCGGAAAAGGUCACUCAAGUCACACAGGUGCUGUCACUCGGGGCAGAUGUGCUUCCCGAAUACAAGCUCCAAGCUCCACGCAUCCACAAGUGGACCAUCCUUCAUUACAGCCCCUUCAAGGCAGUAUGGGACUGGAUCAUCCUACUCCUGGUGCUCUACACGGCCGUCUUCACUCCCUACACGGCUGCCUUCCUCCUCAACGAGCAGGAGGACGAGAGGAGGCGCACCUGCGGCUACACCUGCAACCCCCUCAAUGUUUUGGACCUGAUGGUGGAUAUCAUGUUCAUUAUUGACAUCCUAAUCAAUUUCAGGACCACGUAUGUCAAUCACAACGACGAGGUGGUGAGCAAUCCAGCUCGUAUUGCUCAGCACUACUUUAAAGGCUGGUUCCUCAUAGACAUUGUGGCUGCCAUUCCUUUUGACCUGCUCAUUUUCAGAUCAGGUUCAGAUGAGCCUCAAACCACCACUCUGAUUGGCCUUCUGAAGACCGCACGGCUGCUGCGAUUAGUGCGAGUGGCGAGGAAACUUGACCGCUACUCUGAGUACGGUGCAGCUGUGCUCUUUCUCCUCAUGUGCACCUUUGCACUUAUCGCCCACUGGCUGGCAUGCAUUUGGUACGCCAUUGGCAACGUGGAGCGCACCAGCUCUGCCCGCAUUGGGGGCAUGAAGAUCGGCUGGCUGGAUAACCUGGCCGACCAGAUCGGCAAGCAAUACAAUGACAGUGAUUUCUCCUCUGGCCCCUCCAUCAAGGAUAAAUAUGUAACUGCACUGUAUUUUACCUUCAGUAGCUUGACCAGUGUGGGAUUCGGAAACGUCUCUCCCAACACCAACCCUGAGAAGAUUUUCUCCAUUUGCGUCAUGCUCAUUGGCUCCCUGAUGUAUGCCAGUAUCUUUGGCAAUGUGUCUGCCAUAAUUCAGAGGUUGUAUUCAGGCACAGCUCGCUAUCACACUCAGAUGCUAAGAGUGAAGGAGUUCAUCAGGUUCCAUCAGAUCCCAGGAGGCCUCAGGCAGCGGCUGGAGGAGUACUUCCAGCAUGCCUGGUCCUAUACUAAUGGCAUUGACAUGAAUGCUGUGUUGAAGGGUUUUCCGGAGUGUCUACAGGCUGAUAUCUGCCUGCAUCUGAACCGCAGUCUGCUGCAGAACUGCAAGGCAUUCCGGGGGGCGAGCAAGGGAUGUCUGCGGGCUCUGGCCAUGCGUUUUAAGACUGCCCAUGCCCCGCCCGGUGACACUCUGGUGCACAGUGGAGACGUAUUGACUGCCCUGUAUUUUAUCUCCCGAGGCUCUAUCGAAAUCCUCAGGGAUGAUGUGGUCAUGGCCAUAUUAGGUAAGAAUGAUAUUUUUGGGGAGCCCAUCAGUCUGUAUGCCAGGCCUGGGAAAUCAAGUGCAGAUGUGAGGGCUCUGACUUACUGUGACCUGCAUAAGAUCCUGAGAGAUGACCUGCUGGAGGUGUUGGACAUGUACCCUGAUUUCUCAGACAUCUUCUGGAACAACUUGGAGAUCACAUUCAACCUUAGAGAUGCAGACAGAAUCAUGCAUCCAACUCCAAGCGAGGACUCAGACUGUGGGUACCGUCGGCCCAGACACCGAAGGAACCCUCUACAGCGCAAUCGACCUGAUGGGAUGGACCGAGAUGGGAUGGACACAUACCCAAUCCAGACCUGUUCCCCCAUCGGGAACCAUCGGGGGGCGAUGCCACUCACACAUUGGGAUGAGUUAUGCAGUAAUACCAGUGCUGCUUCCCUGUCCAGUGAGGGGGACCUAAAGCCCUUGGUACCUGGCCGAGGGAAGAUAUACUCUCCAGGGAUGGAGAUGCAAGAAUACACCCCUUCUGCUGUCAGCAUGGGAGGAUCACAGGACCCAGGGGCACAUUCAUACACAGCAGCUCCUCUCAAUGUGUAUGGGUUAUAUGGUUAUUUGCCCGAGCGCAGGGCCAGUCAGUACUCAGAGAGUCAGAGACGGCCCUCUGCAGUGCAGACUUGUUACCACCAUCACAGCCUCUGCACUGAGGACAGACCCAGCCAACUUCAGGCCCGUCUGGAACGACUGCAGUCCCAGCUCAAUAGACUGGAGACCAAGAUGACAGCUGAUAUAAAUGUGAUCCUGCGGUUGCUGCAGAGGCAGAUGGCACCAGUGCCCCCUGCCUACAGUGCAGUUUCCCCUGAACCGCUCAAAGCCCACCAAGUUCACCCCACCAGCUUGUACACUACAGCAGCUCACAACACCAUGCCCUCUGUACAGAUCACUGACAGUCCAUCAUCUCCUGGUAAGAGUCCUGACAUGGACAGCUUCAAAUACAAGUCACGGGACUCUCUGUCCAGUGGGAUACAUCUGACAAUAGCUUCAAAUGACACCAUGUCCAUGUCCCCGGAGACAGAGAUGGCUGAACCUACAGGACCAAGUCCCCCUCAAGAGCCUCGUCUAGAGCUUCCUGGACUGCUGUGUAGAAGCUCAAGAUACCCCUCACUCCCAGACAGUCUGGAGAGUCCAAACAUGCUGAAAGAGUCUCUAGAAAUCCAGAGGCACGUGUCUGAUCCAGUCUUACCUGGCAGCUAGAGGCUAAAAACAGACUUGGUCUGGAUGUUCUACUGUAUUUUGUUUUGUCCUAAAACCACAUUUUCAUGGUUUCCAUUUUUCAGACAGCUCAGUAUUGCACUUGAAAAGAACUAUGCUUGCUCGAACUGAAAAAAAAUAUAUUUAUGAUACUUGUGUUGACUUGGCAACAUUUGGGAGUUCAAUUGUUUAAAUGAAUCCAUAAUGGUUGUUGUACAUUUCUCUGUAUCUCUGUGGUAUUUUGUUUCAUAUCUCUUCUCAUUAAGAGCAGGAAUUUCCCUCUGAUGCAACAAAACUUGGCUUUUGAAUGACUGAAUAUGAACAGAAGUACAGUGGACAAAAAAAAGACAAGAUCCUUAGGUUAAAGAGAGAUGUAACUGCAUUAUGAUAUAUGUUCUGAGUGUCACCCUCCACCAUCAUGUUCUGCAAUGAUCAUUGUAAAUUAUUAUCUGGAAGUCAGGUUUGAGAUUUUAAGAUGUGAGAUAUGUCAGGUUUGAGAUUUGUUUUAGUUGUCUUUACGUAGUAAACCUCAUAAUUUCAUUUGUCGCCAAAAAUUCACAAGACAUUUCACAAAUAAUUUGGAGACAGAUAGAAACAUAUGUCUGAGCUGUUUAAUUAUAUUUAUAGUUUUUACUGAUACAACUUUUCCUUUUCAAUGUAUAGAUUUUUGAAUUAUAUACUUACUAUAUAUUUUUAUGUCAGGUUAGAUAUUUGACCCAAAUCUUUGGUAAUACUACAUCAGAUGACUAAAUGACUGGCACAAACAAAUUUACAUGUCUGUUUGGAUUAAUGGUAACCUAAUGAACAUACAUUCAGGGGUCAUGAAUAGAUAUUUCUCUGUUAAAGUGGUUAUUUUAACCUCUUUGUGAACUGAUCAGUAAGGUGUGUGUGUGUGUGUGUGUGUGUGUGUGUGAGAGAGAAUUUGAUCACUGUAUUUGAAAGACAAAGGAGUCAAGAUCCUCGAAAGGGUAUUCUCUUGAAUUAUUGAUGUUUUUAUUGCAGAAAGACAAGGACUGCUUUUGUAAAUCACUUGUUGAGAUGAAAUCAGUGUAAAGUUCAUUUUCAUCUGUGCAAUGUAAGCAGAUGAAUGUGUGUAAAAUCAUU